AUGAAGUCAUUUAUGAGUUUAAUAUUAAUACUUACCGCGUGCGUAGUUCAAAGCUUAGGACAAGGUUACGGCGGAGGAGGACAUGGAUAUGGUGGAUAUGGAACUGGUGCGGACAAUAGAAAUAGAGGAAAAUAUGACCACAACUACAAACAAGGAGGCUAUAGCUACUCAGGAUAUGGCGGUCCUGGCCGAGAAUACGGAGGAACGUUUGGUGGCAGCAUUGGUGAUGGACAAAUCCUCUUCAACGGUGACCUAGGCGGUUACAUUCCUGCACGUGGAGGGAGUGGUGGAAUUAGUGCUACUUUUGGAGGUGCUGGAGGGAGUUAUACUGGCAUUCAGGGAUAUGGUGUUAGGACUCCUAGCAACAUUGGGGGUGGAUAUGGUUUCAGUGCGUUUAAUGAUAAAGAUGGUGGGCAGUUCAAUCGAGGCACAGAUAGUGAGCACAUUGUAUAUAACGGUGGGAUAGGUGGAGGAGGAAGACAAACUACUGCAUUUACUGGAUCGUACAGUCGAUCGAUCGGCGAAGUUCACCGUGUUCCUGUCGCGGGGAGUUAUGCUAGUUCACUAAAUGGAGGUCAAGUUGAUUCAAUCGGUGGAGGUUACGGUGGACCUAUAGGAGAUGUUCAAAUCAACCACGAUAUUACCGGGCGGAAGAGCUCCACGUCUGGUGGCUACGGGACAGGUCAGGGCAGACGGUAA
This is a messenger RNA of Hermetia illucens (black soldier fly), 699 nucleotides long. Its product is annotated as ATP-dependent RNA helicase A-like. The transcript has a single exon. Bases 1 to 699 code for a protein of 232 amino acids. The record is from RefSeq and is a predicted model, not a curated record. NCBI's taxonomy places the organism in Eukaryota, Metazoa, Arthropoda, Insecta, Diptera, Stratiomyidae.